AUGACAGCAACCUCUGAGGAAGCUGAACUCUGCUUUCCACAGCUCAACUCAUCCUGCAGGAAGAUCAUGCGUCCUCACUCAGUGUCCAUGCUCAUCUACAUCACCCUGUCCUCCAUCUCUGUGCUCACUGUGGUUCUCAACCUGCUGGUCAUCAUCUCCAUCUCCCACUUCAAGAAGCUGCACACUCCCACCAACCUCCUCCUCCUCUCACUGGCUGUCUCUGACUUCUUUGUGGGCAUUUUCAUGGUUUUUCAAAUUUUCCAAAUAGAAGGCUGCUGGUUCCUGGGUGAUCUCAUGUGUUCUGUUUAUUUUGUUUUGGACUAUAUUGUCACCUCAGCCUCAAUUGGAACAAUGGUGCUCAUAUCGAUCGACCGCUAUGUGGCCAUUUGUUAUCCUCUACUGUAUCCCACCAAAGUCACUCAGACCAGGGUCAAGAUCUGUGUUUCAGUGUGUUGGGUGGCUUGUGUUCUCUGUCACUGUCUGAUACUAAAAGAUAAUGUUGAACAGCCGGGCAGGUAUAAUACUUGUCUUGGAGAGUGUGUGGUUGUUAUUGAAUAUUAUGCUGGGAUCGCAGAUGUUUUUAUAUCCUUCAUCGGCCCUGUGACUGUUAUUGUGAUUCUGUAUGUGAGAAUAUUUGUAGUAGCUGUGUCUCAGGCCCGUGCUAUGAGGUCUCAUAUUAAAGAUGUCACACUUCAGGGUUCAAUCAGAAUAACUGUGAAGAAAUCUGAGCUGAAGGCAGCCAGGACUCUGGGAGUUGUCAUCGUCGUGUUCUUGUUAUGCAUCUGCCCUUAUUUCUGUGUUACACUUUCAGGUGACGACGCCACGGUCAGUGCUUCCUCUGUGGCUUUUGUAUUGUGCCUCGUUUUUGUAAAUUCCUGUCUAAACCCUCUGAUAUAUGCUUUUUUCUAUCCAUGGUUCAGAAACUGCAUGAAAAUGAUCUUUACGCUCGAAAUUGUGAAGCCUGGAUCAUGUGAGGCCAACAUACUGUAG
Molecule: messenger RNA, 990 nt
Organism: Salarias fasciatus (jewelled blenny)
Lineage: Eukaryota; Metazoa; Chordata; Actinopteri; Blenniiformes; Blenniidae
Product: trace amine-associated receptor 13c-like
Exons: 2
Coding region: 1-990 (329 amino acids)
Biological process (GO): G protein-coupled receptor signaling pathway
Cellular component (GO): membrane
Molecular function (GO): trace-amine receptor activity
Source: RefSeq, a predicted model, not a curated record